This is a messenger RNA of Saccoglossus kowalevskii, 1795 nucleotides long. RefSeq lists its product as uncharacterized. Gene Ontology annotation, cellular component: cytosol; cytoplasmic stress granule. Gene Ontology annotation, molecular function: mRNA 3'-UTR binding. Lineage: Eukaryota; Metazoa; Hemichordata; Enteropneusta; Harrimaniidae. The record is from RefSeq and is a predicted model, not a curated record. Gene Ontology annotation, biological process: positive regulation of translation.
CACCUUUCUAGCAUUGCAACACGAAUCAGGGUUACCAGGAAGGGGUUUGUCGCGUUUGGGCUGUAAAUUUGUACCGGUGUUGGCAAUUCCUCCGGCAUUAAACUACCUCAGGUAGUAUUUUGGCUAUUGGAGUGCUUGCUCGUCGACGUACAUCUGCCUGUAAGGAUUACAAAUCGCGAAUUCAACCGGUCAAAAACCUGACUUCACGUAUUUUGGAAUAAAUCAACAUAUAUAACAAUAGUGUCGGGUAGCACAGUGUCCGAGGACCCAGCUAGCUUGCCGCCCAUGACUUCCGACCGGGGCAACGGCGGGGCUGAGCUGCAACUCAACCAACCGGUCACACCCAAGACACCAACUCUGAAUCCAAAUGCUAAGGUGUUCCCGGGCCCUAAGACGACAACGACACUCUCAACAACACAGAUACCAGAUAAUGAUGAUACAACGUGGCAGCAGCAAGAUCAAAGUGGUAGAAAUUCAGCUUCACCCUCGGCACAGGUAACGAUACAGGGUCCCUACCAACUCAAUGGUGAUGUUUGCAAAUAUACUCCAACAGGGACGGUCUUCCCAACUAGCUCAGAAUCACCAUUACCAAUUACACAUUUGACUCUUUCUAAUGGUUACUCAACAACAGAGAUGACGUACACCCCAAAUACAGAGGGACACCUAGUCUCGGAGGAUGAGAUGGCUGUAGAAGAAUCACAAUCAAAAGCAGAUUCACUUAGAGCUAUGCUCAAAUACCAAUUAGAGUACUAUUUUUCAAGAGAAAACUUAGCCAGCGAUACAUAUCUACGGUCACAAAUGGACGCUGACCAGUAUGUACCAAUAUGGACCAUAGCCAAUUUUAAUGCUGUUAAGAGACUAUCUAGUGACAUGAAACUAAUUGUGGAAGUUCUCAGAGAGUCGCCGUAUUUACAAGUAGAUGACAGAGCAGAGAAAGUUCGGCCAAUUACAAAGAGAUGUAUAGUUAUGUUGCGCGAAAUUCCUGACUCAACUCCUAUUGAGGAAGUUAAAGCAUUAUUCUCAGGUGAGAAAUGUCCCACGUUUACUGGAUGUGAAUUUGCUCACAAUACAAACUGGUAUAUUACAUUUGAAUCGGAAGCUGAUGCCCAGAAUGCAUACAAGUACCUCAGAGAAGAAGUACAGACUUUCAGAGGAAAACCAAUUAUGGCUAGAAUAAAGGCUAAACCUCUACAGAGUGUCUCGUCAAAACCACCCAAUGGUUUCAGGCAGCCAACAACACCAACACCCCCACCACCUACGACAAAUAUUUUUCCACAACAACACUUUCAGUAUAGUCCAGUUUCACCAAUGAUGAAUGGUGCUCCACAACAACCAUUUGCCUUCUAUCCAAACCCUAAUGUGAUGCCACAGCACCCACCACCACCUCAACAAUGGCCGACGAGUCCACCAUAUUAUGAAACCUCAUUGCCACCUUUCCCAGGCAGUGGUAUAUCAGGUCCUCAGAAUUAUAAACCUAGUAAUAUAGCAGGACGAUAUGGUUACCAAGGCAGCCGAAAUAGAAAUCCAAAUAAAAUGACGCAUCAGAGGACACCAAGUACUCCAGAGACAAGGAAUGUUGAACGCAAUAAUAACCAUGAAAUUAUUAGAUCUCCUCAUGAGAGAAGUAAUACUGCCAAUGGUACUCAGAGUUCAAGUCCACGUUCAAUACGAGAAGAUCGUAGAGACUUGGACAGAGAAAAUGGUGGUUACAGAACUAGAAGAGAUAAUACGUCACCAAAGUUAGGUCAACAAGAAAUGCAUCCUGGAUCUCUGCAAUCAAGGUAGGUGGUAAAAC